Messenger RNA from Hylaeus volcanicus, 1417 nucleotides. Its product is annotated as probable geranylgeranyl transferase type-2 subunit beta. Gene Ontology annotation, molecular function: Rab geranylgeranyltransferase activity. Gene Ontology annotation, biological process: protein geranylgeranylation. The transcript has 8 exons. Bases 33 to 1106 code for a protein of 357 amino acids. Gene Ontology annotation, cellular component: Rab-protein geranylgeranyltransferase complex. Lineage: Eukaryota; Metazoa; Arthropoda; Insecta; Hymenoptera; Colletidae. The record is from RefSeq and is a predicted model, not a curated record.
UUUUUUUUAUUUUUCUAAGAAAAAAAAUUAACAUGAUAGUAGAGAAAUCGGAUCAACCUUUAACACCUACAAUGAAUUGGGAGAAACAUGUCAUUUUUAUAUUAAAGUCUUUUUUUGAGGACUCAUCGACAGUGACAUUACAUACUCAACAUUUGCGCAUGGGAAACACAUAUUGGGGUCUCAAUGCUCUUUAUUUACUUCUACCAGGAACUGAUUUACCGCAUGGUUUAAGCUCUAUCUGGACAUCUUUAAUGACAUCCCAUUCUAUGUCUGGUUUGUUUGAAGGAUCUGAUAUUUUUAUACAAAAAGUAACGGAGUUUAUACAAAUGUCAAAAGAUUCUUUAGGUGGAUAUGGCUAUGCUCCACAACAAGAUGCACAUUUAACUUCAACAUUGUAUGCUAUUUGUUCUUUAAUAAUCUUGGGUUCGUUUCAACUUGUUGUAAAGGAACGGGAUACUUUGAGCCAGUGGAUUGUUUCUUUACAAAAGCCAGAUGGUUCGUUUAGUGGGGAUAAAUGGGGAGAAGUUGAUGCUCGUUUCAUGUACUGUGCCGUUGCAUCCUUACAAUUGUUAGGAAAUCUCCACUUACUUAAUAAACAGGCUGCUGUCACUUGGAUUCAAAGGUGUGAAAAUGAGGAUUCUGGUUUUGGUGGCAUUCCUGACGCAGAGUCUCACGCUGCAUAUACGUAUUGUUGUGUUGCAAGCUUAUUUCUUCUUGGAGUUUCAGAAGAUGUUGUGGAUGCAGAUAAGUUAGGGUACUGGCUAGCCGAGCGUCAGCUUCCAAUGCCCUGUGGGGGAUUCAAUGGCAGACCUGAAAAAGCUUCAGACGUGUGUUAUUCAUGGUGGAUUGUCGCCUCGUUGAACUUAAUAAAUCGAGAUCACUGGGUAGACGCUAACGCGUUAGAAACAUUUAUAGUUAAUUCUCAAGAUGAAUUUGACGGAGGUAUAGCGGAUUCUCCCGGUAAUAUACCUGAUGUCUUUCAUACAUUUUUCGGUCUUGCUGCUCUGUCUCUCAAUGGGAAAAUCUCAGGAAAAUCAAUUCACCCGGCUUAUUGCAUUAGUCACGAUUUGAUCAAAAAACAAAAAUGUAGUAGUAUUCACUAUUGAUAUAGAGAAUGGACCUACAAAAUUGAAGUAUUCCUUCAAAUACCCUAGUAGUAACAUCGUAUUAUACUGACAAAGAUAAGAAUUACAAAGUCUUUAAUUAGUCACCCGCGAAAAACUAAAACAAGAAAUUAUGUUUAAAGCUAUUAAAAGAUUUAGCAUGCUUGUAUAUUACCUGAAGCAUCUAACUGCGUAUCAUUUUGUAAUCUCAUGCUAAUAAAAGAAUCCAAAGAUAUUUGUUUUAAUUAACAGAUAAACAAAAUACUAUUUUUUUAGUUAAUCUGCAAUCAAGUUCAAUUUUUCCGCUAACAAAA